UUGUGAUAAGAUCUUUGCAACACGUAAGGCCAACGGACCUUUUUCCUAUUGUGAACUUGACGUUUUAUUAUCGUCUUUGUGUUGUUCGUUGACUUUGAAAUACGGAUACUAAAUUGGAGUAUCGUUCGAUAGUGUGAUAUAAAAAAAAUGAAUGCAGAAUCGAGUUUGGAUGUGGUAUUAACUGAAGUGGGAGAAUUCGGUCUUUAUCAAAUAGUUACUUAUUUUUUAAUUUGCAUUCCAAGUAUUCUAUCAGCAACGUAUGUAGUUAAUUACAUGGUAUCGGCAAACACACUGGAAUAUCGAUGUAAAGUUCCCGAGUGUGAUAUCGGUGAAAAUAAUCGUGAUAUUACUUAUGAUCAAGCAUGGGUGCGAUCUGCCAUUCCAACACUGUCCGAUGGAAAACUCAAAAAUUGUGUUCGCUACGCACCGGUCAGUGAUGGAACGGGGAUAUUUUCCAACAAAUGUAGUGCGGAUAUGUUUAAUACUUCCGUAGAAAUAGAAUGCACUGAAUUCAUUUAUUCGUCUGAUGAACGAAAUAUUCAAACAGAGCUCAACAUUCAUUGUUCUGAUUCUUAUAAAUUGGCGUUGGUUGGCACAGCCAGUAAUCUUGGUCGUUUUAUAUUUUUGCCAGUAAUUGGUCUUUUAUCGGACAAGUACGGACGCUUGGCAGUAGUCAUCAUUGGAAUGGUGUGUGGCAGUUUAUUUGGCAUAAUCAAGUCGUUUGCAACCAGUUAUCUAGUGUACAUAACGCUUGAGUUUCUCGAAGCUUUGGGUACAACGACAUUUUCCGGCAUCUUUUUGUUAGCUGUUGAAUGGGUUAACACAAAAUAUCGCAUUUUCGGAAGUGUAUUAGUUUCGCUUUCAUUUCCAUUGGGUGAAAUGCUUUUAGGAUUUGUUGCUCUUUAUGUUCAUGACUACCGACACAUAAUUCGACUUCUUUACACGCCUGGCCUCCUUAUAGUUGCGUACUAUUGGAUUCUUCCCGAAAGCGUCCGGUGGCUUCUUAUCAACGGUCAAGUUGAGCGUGGCAUUAAAAUUCUGAAGCGAAUUGCACAUGUUAACGGAAAAGAAUUAUCUGAAAAGUCAAUUGAUAUGAUAAAAUCGACAUACUCAACCGAAAUAAAACUGGAACCAACUGAAAACGGAAAAAUUGACAAUAAUUCGCUUGGUCAAUCGCUCAAAUUAAUAAUCAAGUCAAGAAAAUUAUGCCUAAGAUUUUUGAACUGUAGUUUUCAGUGGAUAAACUGCUGCUUUUGUUACUAUGGAAUAAGUUUAAUUGCAACGCAAAUUCCCGGUGAAAAUCGAUACAUUGGAUUUAUAUUUGUGGUUGGCAUUGAAAUUCCUGGACUUUUGAUUGCAAUACCAUUAUUAAAUCGAAUGAAACGUAGACUAUUGGUGUUUGCUGGUCUCAUUGUUACGGCUGUUUCAGUUUUUGCCACUGCUUGUAUACCUGCGGAACACUCAACAGCUAUUCUACUAUUUUUCAUGUUGGGCAAAUGUUCGAUAACACUUGUAUUCAAUUCAGUGUACAUAUAUACAGCUGAACAAUGGCCAACCUGUGUUCGGACUACUUUGAUUAAUUCAUGUUCAAUGAUUGGUCGAAUCGGCAGUAUGAUUGCCCCAGUAAUAGUUAUUGUGGUCGCACAAUAUUGUCCAUCGGCGCUUCUUUUUGGUACUUCAGCUAUUUUGGCAGCUAUUCUCAUUAUUUUCUGUCCAGAAACUUAUUCGAAAAAACUGCCGGACACAGUUGAUGAGGCCAAGGCUUUGAGAGUAUUAUACUCAUAUAGGUAUUUCAAAUGCAAAGCAUCCUUCUUUACUGAACAAUCACCAACCUGUGUUCGGACUACUUUGAUUAAUUCACGUUCAAUGAUUGGUCGAAUCGCCAGUAUGAUUACCCCAGUAAUAGUUGUUGUGGUCGCACAAUAUUGUCCAUCGGCGCUUCUUUUUGGUACUUCAGCUAUUUUAGCAGCAAUUCUCAUUAUUUUCUGUCCAGAAACUUAUUCGAAAAAAUUGCCGGACACAGUUGAUGGGGCCAAGGCUUUGAAUUAA
Molecule: messenger RNA, 2049 nt
Organism: Contarinia nasturtii (swede midge)
Lineage: Eukaryota; Metazoa; Arthropoda; Insecta; Diptera; Cecidomyiidae
Product: solute carrier family 22 member 6-A-like
Exons: 10
Coding region: 148-2049 (633 amino acids)
Biological process (GO): transmembrane transport
Cellular component (GO): membrane
Molecular function (GO): transmembrane transporter activity
Source: RefSeq, a predicted model, not a curated record